Messenger RNA from Acanthopagrus latus (yellowfin seabream), 2109 nucleotides. Its product is annotated as collagen alpha-2(VIII) chain-like. The record is from RefSeq and is a predicted model, not a curated record. The transcript has a single exon. Lineage: Eukaryota; Metazoa; Chordata; Actinopteri; Spariformes; Sparidae. Bases 995 to 1729 code for a protein of 244 amino acids. Gene Ontology annotation, molecular function: protein binding.
AGUAAUGGGCUUAACUACACAUCCCAGUGACCAAUGUCCUUAGUCAUAGCUCUAUCUUUUACAUACUCUUUCACAGGAAUAUUGUCCAGCUGCUGUAGCCAUUUCCGUAAAACCAUUUUCGUAGAUAAUCAGUAACAUUUGUAGUGUGUAAGCUGCCAUCUUUGUUGCGCAGUACCAAAUCAGGCAGCUGGCAGUAGCCUGGCAGUAGCCACGUCUGGCAGUAACUGUGCUGCACAUUGCCAGACAGCAGCAAUAUGUGGACAUGCCCUUGGAAGUGCAUCAGCCGCCCCACGCUGCAGACGCAGGAUGUGCGCUCCAGCCGUUAGGUAUUUUUUUGUUUAGUGUGAAAGUUCAGCCUGGGAUCAUUUCCUUCAGCUUUCACGCCUCCUUCAUAGACAAAACAAAUGAAAUAUCUCACUUGAAAUGUGCCAAUAUCCGCACCCAAUACUGACAACAGAUCCGCAGGUAAUAACUCAAGUAUUCACUACGCGUUUGUCUUAAUGUCCAUGUACUUUGCACUUCUUUCCAGUGUUUUUUUCUCGCUGUAAGAUAAGCAUGCCAAUCAGCUAAACACAAUGUUGGCAACUUUGCAAGCUUGAGUCCUGCAGUAUACUUCAGUUGUGUAGAACAAAGAUGUGGAAACUGCCUCAAUUUUGUUCACUUUCACGUUAGUAGCUGGUUGUCUAAUAAGGUAAAACAUCUUGAAACUGAGUUAUACAAUCUGCCAGCCAACCGGCAUUCAGUUUAGUCACCAACAAACAGAUUACAUGAAGUGCUACUCUGCAAGCUUUUAACAGAAUGCCUUGCAGUGUAUAAUCCUGAUUAUAAUGUCAAAUGAUUAACAACUAGUUUUAUGUUCCCCUUAAGUGUUUGUUGUAUUAAGUAACCAGGGAAGUGUGUCAAUGUUGCACAACAUUACGGGUUGUAAGUAUAAAUAAGGUCUGAGGACUACGGACCGCGCUCAGCAAGCGGGUUUCGUGAAGACAAGUGUAAAAUGGAGCGUGCAGUCCUCCUGCUGUUGUUGGUUUCAGGCAGCCUGUGCAAUGGGAAUUACAGCCACCUGGGGACCGGGACCAGCCUGGCAGUGUGUCAACCCGACACCUGCGCCCUGCUCAGCGAGGUGGCAGCCAUGAGGGAGAAGAUGGCAGCCACGACACAGACGCAGAGCAGGCUUGAACAAACCCUCAGCACCAUGAUGCAGAAAAUGGCCACGGUCGAGGCCAACAUGCAGUCCUACAGGAGCCAGGUCGAGGAGCUCUCGAUGGUAAACCAGGCUCAGGAGGAGCAGCUGAAGGCACUCAAGGACAUCACAUCUGCAAACACGACAAAGAUGGCUUUCACCGCUGCUUUAGGAAGCUCCAUUGGUCCAUUUCAACAAAGCACACCGGUGAAAUACCAAUCAGUCCUCUCCAACAUUGGCAGUGGCUACAAUCCCAGCACUGGCAUCUUCACAGCCAGGGUCCGGGGGAUGUACUACUUCAGAUUCACAAUGUACAACAACAACGCUGGACAGCCCAACUCGGUGGUGGCACUGAUGAUGAACAGCCAGAGGUUGGUGCAUACGUGGGACACUGCGGGCUCAGACAACCACGACAGCGCAUCGAACGCAGCAGUGGUGCAACUGGAGCCUGGAGACAGCAUGUUUGUGCAGCUCGAAGAGACCAGAGUGCUCUACGACGACGCCUUUAACUACAACACCUUCAGUGGUUUCCUGCUCUUCACCUUGUGACAAACUGUUCAUUUGAAUGUGUAACGCAGCAAUGUUUAAACCUGUAGUUUUACUAAUAGUAAAGCUGCGUUUUAUUCGGUCAUCUGUCGCUGUAAGUCCCGGGGAAACAACAGACGAUACGUCAGAGAGUGAGCAGGAAGUUGGCAAGCAUGACUACACAUAAUGUAAAUUAAACUUAAAGACAUUUCCUCAUUUCUGAACAUUUCUGCCUGAAUCAUGUUGGACAGAUUUUGUUGGCACUGGUCGCUGUUUAACAAUGAAGGUAACAAACUAGGUCUCUUGUUUUCAUUGUUUUGAUUGAGGGACAGUUUAACUUUUUUUAUUCAAUUGUCAUACAAGAAGUUUUAAUGACUAAAAUGACAAUAAAUGAAAUAUAUAAA